This is a messenger RNA of Alosa alosa (allis shad), 2536 nucleotides long. RefSeq names its product ring finger protein 8, E3 ubiquitin protein ligase (gene rnf8). The transcript has 8 exons. Gene Ontology annotation, cellular component: site of double-strand break; ubiquitin ligase complex; nucleus. Gene Ontology annotation, molecular function: ubiquitin protein ligase activity; histone binding. Gene Ontology annotation, biological process: double-strand break repair; protein K48-linked ubiquitination; ubiquitin-dependent protein catabolic process. Lineage: Eukaryota; Metazoa; Chordata; Actinopteri; Clupeiformes; Clupeidae. The record is from RefSeq and is a predicted model, not a curated record. The coding region runs from base 296 to 1951 and encodes 551 amino acids.
GAAUUCCCACGCAUUGUCGUUUAACCCUCAGUCAAGAUCAAAACACCCUUCUGGCACAACUUCAUACCAUACCAUAGCAUUUAGCUGCAUGUUUGCUAAGAAGAUGCUAGGUUAACGUUAGUCUGUACAGGAGUCCUCUCUGUUGGUGGACUCCAGUCAACGUUGGCUGCUAUCAGAUUGCUAACGUUAGCAACUACUAAUUCACGCAAACUAAUUGUUCCUUCAUGUCUUAAGAUGAACUAACCGUAGCUUUCGAUAUGGGUUAAGAAUAAGAAAUAAUUAACGUUAGCUUAUCAUGUCAAUUAAUGUCGUUAACGCACCAUGUUUAACGUUAACGUCAUCUAGCAAACUGGUUACCAUUGGACGUGGUAUGGAUGUUACUCAUCGGUUAUUAUCCGUGACAUGUCCUCUCAUGAUAUCUAGGAAGCACUGUAUUUUCAAACAAACCACCAGUGGUCAAUGGACAGUAACUGACAAUAUGAGUGUAAAUGGUGUGUGGGUGAAUAAGGAGCGAAUACCUGCUGGAGUAGCUCAUGUUGUGGAGGAGGGCAACACCAUUUGGAUUGGGGUGCCCUUGAGUGACUCCCCAGUAGAAUAUGAAUACACGCUGGUUCGCCGGAGCCUGCAGGAGGUGGAAGGCUGCCUGGCCAAGCCACUCUGCCCCGGCAUGUACUCUUACAAGGUCAUCAAGCACAAAAUUGCCAAACGGAAACGUCCCGUGGACGAAUCCGAGGUGUGCGCCUCGCCCAGCUCCAAAUCGAAGCUGCAACGCAGCUGCGCUUCCAACCAGUCCCCUGCCCAGCGCUCCCCUCUACAGCCCCUGCUGCACCCAGAGAGGACUCCCUGCCCCGCUGGGGCUUCCCAGGAGGCUGGGCCCAGCGAGGUGGCCUCCGUCCCGGGCAAGACUCUUGCAGGGGGUGGCCCAAGCAGCCCCCUGGUCCCGGAGGUGGGCAGCCAGGAGCUGGAGAGCAGCGUGCGGCACUACAGCCAUAUGCAGGCGCUGAAGGAGCAGGUGGAGGACACGCAGAAGCAGGUGCACGCCCUGGAGGGCCAGCUGCAGCAGGACUCCCAGAGGGAGAAGGAGGUGAGCGGGCUGCGCGCCCAGCUGGAGGUGCUCAGGGGCCAGCUGCGCUGCCAGCAGGAGCAGGCCCUCAGCCGCAUGAAGAGCCUGGAGAAGACCUAUUGCGACGAGGAGAGGAGACUGGAGUUGGAAAAAGCCCAGCAGCAGGAGGACGGAUUGCGGAAGCAACUGGAACAAGCUUUACAAGAGCACCGAAGAGUCAUUGAAGAACUGAAAAACUCUUGCCAAGGUUUCGAGGAGAUUCUACAGGCCAAAGACAAAGAGCUAGAGGAAGAGAAAGAGAAAGCCAAGGCUCAGAAGGAGGAGGUGGUGACCCAGAUGACUGAAGUGCUGGAGAGCGAACUGCAAUGCAUCAUCUGUUCUGAGCUCUUCAUCAAGGCCGUGACUCUGAACUGCGCCCACAGCUUCUGUCUGCACUGCAUCCGUUCGUGGCGGCAGCGCAAGGACGAGUGUCCCAUCUGUCGGCAGGCCAUCAGCUCCGAGGCACGCUCUCUGGUGCUGGACAACUGCAUCGACCGCAUGGUGGAACAGCUGAGUGCCGACAUGAAACAGCGCCGCCUUGAACUCAUCGCCCAGAGGAAAGCCCGCACUCCAGCAACUCCUCCCCGGCGGUCGAAGAACCGCCACAGCAGCCCCCACCACGGCAGCCAGCGCCUCAGCAGCGACGACCCCGACAGCGGCGACGAUAGCAGCAUCAGCAGCGUCAACAGCAGCAUCGGCUUCCCGUUCUUCGGCGCAGAGGACAGCUGGGACAGCAGCCUGUCCUCCUCCUCCUCCUCCUCCUCAUCGGGCAGGAGCAGCAGAGACAGCACCUCCUCCCCCAUCUUCUCCUCAGAUGAGGAGGAGGACGAGGACCGGGAUUUGUUUUAACACUUCAUUUCCACCACGGUGGGGUUCUUCUGGCACGACUUUACCUCAUGAUUUUUUGUUUGUAUGUUUGUUUGGCUGUUUGUUUGUUUGGUUGUUUGUUUGUUUGGUAUGUUUUUCUGUUUUAUUUUUGCUUUUUUUUUGUCUCCAGAGUUUUUCUCUGAGAGGACGAAUGUUAGCUGAAGCAGAAGGUAAGCCUCAAUGAGGAAGAACACAUGCAUUCAAAACUCAUGCAUUCACACACAAGUUGAGUAUGUAUGCAUUCACACACAAGUUGAGUAUGUAUGCAUUCACACACAAGUUGAGUAUGUAUGCAUUCACACACAAGUUGAGUAUGUAUGCAUUCACACACAAGUUGAGUAUGUAUGCAUUCACACACAAGUUGAGUAUGUGUUGAGUAUGUAUGCAUUCACACACAAGUUGCUUUGAGACCUGUUUGUUUUUGUUUUGUUUUUUUUAUUUUUUUUUAUGUUGAUUAUUUUCUUAUUACAGUGUUAGAUUGUCAUAAAGAUUUUAUUUUGGGUGUAUGUGUUCAUAUCACGUUGAAUAUUGUGAUAGCCGAAUAAAGCUACUUAUUUAUGCCGCUAA